AUGAAGGAAGAAGAAGACGAAGAAGAAGAAGAAGAAGAAGAAGCGAACGAUUUGUGUAACUUCGUUCAAAAAAAGUUAGAAUGCGUGGAUAAUUCAACGAAUAAUUGCAAUGAACGAGAUAAAGCAUUGGCUGUGAUAUCGAAAACGACAAAUGAAAAUUUCGAUGAUAAAACAUUAGUCACUACAAUGGAAACAACAAAUGAAGUUGAAAUAUUAGAUCAUCGAGGAUGUCAUAUCGCUAUGGAAACAGAGACUCCAUCGGAUGAUGAAGAUACUUACCAGCGAAAACUUCAUGCCCUUGCGAAUCCACCUAGUCAAGCACAUGUUAAAAUUGAAUGUUGUGAAUGUAAAAGGGGUGUAACUGCUUGUCGAUAUGCAUAUCAUCUAGAAAAAUGUAUUGGUAAUGGCAGAGCUAGUUCAAGGAUAGCACGUAGAAAACUCGAAAUUAGUUCCGCCUCAAUAGUAAAAGAGUCCUCAGUUCGUUCAAAGGAUUCUUCAGAUACUACAGUGGAAGUGGAUGGUUCCGAUGAAGAUUCUCGACACACUACGCAAGAUGAUGAUGAAGAUUGGAGAAGUCCUCGUAAGCUUCGUCGUAGUCGCAGUCGUAAAGCAAAACAGAGAAGAUUAAAGAUAGAUUGA
This is a messenger RNA of Dracunculus medinensis (Guinea worm), 639 nucleotides long. NCBI's taxonomy places the organism in Eukaryota, Metazoa, Nematoda, Chromadorea, Rhabditida, Dracunculidae. The record is from the annotation of a GenBank genome assembly.